Messenger RNA from Cyclopterus lumpus (lumpfish), 3714 nucleotides. It is a transcript of the gene slc2a3b, whose product is annotated as solute carrier family 2 member 3b. Gene Ontology annotation, cellular component: basolateral plasma membrane; apical plasma membrane. The record is from RefSeq and is a predicted model, not a curated record. NCBI's taxonomy places the organism in Eukaryota, Metazoa, Chordata, Actinopteri, Perciformes, Cyclopteridae. Gene Ontology annotation, biological process: monosaccharide transmembrane transport; response to insulin. The transcript has 11 exons. The coding region runs from base 198 to 1733 and encodes 511 amino acids. Gene Ontology annotation, molecular function: hexose transmembrane transporter activity.
AAAAACACACUGGAGGGAGGGCUGAACAUCUGGCUGAGCAUACAUCAUCUGGACAGGACUGAUUUACUGGAUACAAAGGCUGACACAAACCCCACAUAACGGCUUCUUUGCAGACUGUUUGCACAGAGGUGUGUGCACUUCUAACGGAAGAGUUCUUCUAGUCUUUCUUCUUAAUAUCUUCUAUCAAAGCAGCAAAGAUGGAGCGAAUGGAGGACGAUAAGCCGAAGAAGAAGUUGACCUGUUACCUUAUCUACUGUGUUUCAACAGCAGUCAUUGGCUCACUACAGUUUGGCUACAACACCGGGGUUAUCAAUGCACCCGAGCAGAAACUGCGCAGGUUUUUCCAGAAUGUGUCCAUGGAGCGGUACGGGGAGCCUUUCAGCCCAGGAGCCAACACCAUGGUGUGGAGCUUUGCUGUUGCCAUCUUCAGUGUUGGUGGCAUGGUGGGCUCUUUCUCUGUUGGAGUGUUGGUCACCAAAUUUGGCAGGCGUAAGUCCAUGAUGCUAUCCAAUAUCCUGGCUGUACUUGGUGGGAGUCUCAUGGGACUGUCGGCUUUGUGUGGAUCUUUUGAGAUGGUCAUUAUCGGUCGCUUGAUCAUCGGAGUGUUCUGCGGUCUGUGCACGGGACUGACACCCAUGUACGUGGGCGAGAUCUCUCCCACUGCGGUCCGAGGAGCCUUCGGCACACUGCACCAGCUGGGUGUCGUCAUUGGCAUCCUGGUGGCACAGAUCUUUGGUCUCGAGUUUCUUCUCGGUUCCGACUCUCUGUGGCCUCUGCUGCUGGCUCUCACCAUCCUGCCGGCCAUCCUGCAGUGCAUCAUGCUGCCUUUCUGCCCCGAAAGCCCUCGCUACCUGCUCAUUGUCCUCAACAAGGAAGAGGAGGCAAGAAAAGCGCUGGUGCGUCUGCGCGGCUGUGAGGACGUGAGCGAUGACAUUCAGGAGAUGAAGGAAGAAGGGAUGAAGAUGGCCUCGGAGAAGAAAGUGUCCAUCCUCGAACUCUUCCGCUCCCCAAACUACCGUCAACCGAUCAUCAUCGCUAUAAUCCUCCAGCUCUCUCAGCAGCUGUCUGGCAUCAACGCUGUGUUUUACUACUCUACAGGUAUAUUUGACCAGGCUGGUGUUACUCAACCCAUCUACGCCACCAUAGGAGCCGGAGUGGUCAACACUGUGUUUACUGUCGUCUCUCUCUUCCUGGUUGAACGGGCGGGGCGAAGGACAUUGCACCUGAUUGGUCUGGCUGGAAUGGCUGUCUUUGCCCUCAUCAUGACGAUCUCCCUGUCUUUGGUGAAGACAAACCAGUCCCUCAGCUACCUGGCCAUUGUGGCUGUGUUUGGCUUUGUUGCCAGUUUUGAGAUGGGUCCAGGUCCGAUCCCCUGGUUUAUCGUGGCUGAGCUCUUCUCCCAGGGGCCCCGACCUGCUGCCAUGGCCGUCUCUGGUUUCUCCAACUGGACCGCCAACUUCCUGGUGGGGCUGAGCUUCCCUAAACUGGAGGAACUGUGUGGUCCUUACGUCUUCAUCAUCUUUAUGAUCUUCCUCAUCCUGUUCUUCAUCUUCACCUUCCUGAAAGUGCCCGAGACCAGAGGAAGGACCUUUGAUGAUAUUGCUCAGGGAUUCGCUUCCAGUGCAGGGAAAUCCUCCAUGGAGUCUGAUGCGGUGAAUGCUGGCCUCACAGAAGGCAAAGAACCGGCUCCCAUGUCUCCCACAGAUAAGGUUCCCAUGGUGAAUCUUCCUUAAAGAGGAGAAGGAAGACUCUGGGUACAAAACAGACAAUAGGUUUCAAACACAUUGAUAAUGUAAAGAGCUAUUUCAUAACACACAAUCGGUGAGAGAGCAGCCGUGUGUGUUUAUAAAAAGCCAACUAAAUACAGUGUUAAUGAUUCCCCUUUUACCAAUGCUUAAUUAAUUCACAGAAUUCCGUCUAAUCCUGCUUUGAACAGGGGGCCAAACUUAACUUAACUGAAUUACUAGUACUUAAUAUUUGUUGACAUGCCCGCUGCCAAGUCAACGUGCACUGCCAUAUAAGAGGAUCAACAUAUGUUGAGUGAUAAAUCCCAGGUCUUCAGCUACCCCCAGUGUUAAAAGGUUGUGGGAUUUGGAGGGCUUUAUGUAUUGAGGUCAAGCUUAAAAGGACGGUUUUUGGAGCCCAGUAGUUUGACCCAAAAAAAAGAGUGACUUGCCGUCCAGUCUGCCUGAUAUGCCUUGCUGCCAGGGGGAGGGAGCCACGUUUUCUUGAGAAGACUGAAUAUAUAUCUAUCUAUCUAUAUAUAGAUAUAUAUAUAUAUAUAUAUAGAUAUAUAUAGAUAUAUAUAUAUAUAUAUAUAGAUAGAGGUGCUACAGUAAGUCCCUCUCCCUUUGAGCUGCACAACAAAGUGCCGACUAUAGACUUAGAAUACAUAUAUUUAACCAUGUAGAAGAUAAUAAAUAUUUCUUAUCAUCCUGUAGCAUCCCCUGAGAGUACAGGAUGUUUGCGUGUUGUUUGAAGUCAUAAAAUAAUAGGGCAGUUCUGUAGAUUAGUACGGUCUGCUUCAAGUAUUAACAAUAACGAGGUGUAGUCUGCACUACCAGGCCCUACAAACGUAUAUAUAUAUAUAUAUAUAUAUAUAUAUAUAUAGGCGUUCUGCUCUAAGAAACCCAACAUAGUCUCUCGUGAUCUGUGACUUCAUUGAAGAGCGCAGUCAGGAUCCUGAUCCAAUGUGAGGUCAAAGGUCAGGGAUGUCAUAUGUGUACAGAUUGGAAAGCCCUCUGAGGCAAAUUUGUAAUUUGUGAUAUUGGGCAAUACAAAAUAAACUGAAUUGAAAAAAAUGGAAUCAAAUCAAAAAGUGCUCGUCACGUUAAACAGUUGUUUAAGAAAUUCAUUGAAACACAUUUAAGUGUACUGAUAAACAACACUCAUGUCAGUCUUAACGAGAUAUUAGCCAUUUGGGAUAGUGAUGUUAAAAAAACACUAAAUUAAUUGUAUUUUAAACGCACAAAAAGUCUUAUUGUAUGUUGUUGUUUCUAAUUGUCUGAAAUCAUGUGGAUAGAUCGUAGAAUCUCCAGUUACUGCCUCAUCGAUUACAGCACAGUAUACAUGCUUAUAAAUGUUCUGUCAGUUUGUACAGUUGCAUCUUCGUCUUGGCACACACUCUUUAAGGAAGCACUUUUCAACGUUUGAGUUUAGCAGCUUUUUAAUUUGCACUUUGGCAGUCAAACUACUUUCUAAUGUUUAUUUUGUGUGGGGCUCUCUGUAAAUAUACUUUAUGUGUUAGGAUGUGUAUGGUGUUUGGUUGUUAUUCGUGCCUCCUAAUGCUGUUUCAUCGAUGUCAAAUCCACUGAUUUUCUUGCACUGUUACUCUGGUGAAUGUCACUAAGCUGCUCAACAGUAAACACAAGUGAGAAGUUGAGUGUUGAACGUGUGUGCAGUCCUUUGUUCUCCUGCUGUUAAAGUACGAGUGACACUUGCUUUGAGAAACUAAAAAGGAAAUAAAGUUGUCCAUCUUUUAAGGGAAUGUUCGACUGGACUUAUGAGCAUAAACAGUCUGUAAUACGAGUCAAAGCAAUGAAUGUUUAAUGUAAUUGCAGUGUUUAAGUGAAAGUGUGAUAUUUUGUCUGGUCUCUACUUCUGCAAUGUGGCAACUCUGAUUCCCUUUUUGCAACACCUCAGUCAGCUGUGCAGUUAUUCACUGAAGAGCUAACAAACCGCCUGAAACACUGAAAUAAAGCCAUGAAAAGCAGA